Ichthyophthirius multifiliis is the source of this 1350-nucleotide messenger RNA. Its product is annotated as protein kinase domain protein. The record is from RefSeq and is a predicted model, not a curated record. Gene Ontology annotation, biological process: protein phosphorylation; intracellular signal transduction. Gene Ontology annotation, cellular component: cytoplasm. Gene Ontology annotation, molecular function: ATP binding; protein serine/threonine kinase activity. The transcript has 8 exons. NCBI's taxonomy places the organism in Eukaryota, Ciliophora, Oligohymenophorea, Hymenostomatida.
AUAUAUGUCUCAAUAAUAAAACUCAAAUACACUCAAAAUUGAGCAUUAUUUAGUUGGGAAAACACUAGGUGUAGGAGCUUCUGGGAAAGUUAAGCUCGCAAAACAUGAUAUAACUGGUAAGGAUGUAGCAAUAAAAAUAAUAAAUAAAAAAAAAUGACAAGUAAAAAAAUGAGUAGCAAAAUAAAAAGAGAAAUUAGAUUACUUAGAUUUUUCAACCAUUAAAACAUUAUAAGAUUAUACGAAGUUUUAGACACAAACACUGAUAUUUUUGUCGUUACCGAAUAUAUUCCCGGUGGAGAUUUAUAUGAUGUUAUAGCAUCUUAAGGUCGUUUACCAGAUUAAGAAGCAAAAAAGUAUUUUCGAUAAAUAGUGGCAGGUAUAGAUUAUUGUCAUAGAAAUUUAGUUGCUCAUAGAGAUUUAAAACCCGAGAAUAUUCUCAUAGAUGAAAAUAAUAAUAUUAAAAUUGCCGAUUUUGGACUUAGUAAUAUUAUGAAUGAUGGAAAAUAUUUAAAAACAUCAUGCGGUUCUCCAAAUUAUGCAGCACCAGAAGUUAUAUCUGGGAAACUCUAUUGUGGAACUGAAGUAGAUACAUGGAGUUGUGGAGUUAUUUUGUUUGCAUUAUUAGCCGGAUAUUUACCUUUUGAUGAAGAAGUUAUACCUGCCUUAUUUAAAAAAAUAAAAGAAGCUGAUUUUUUAAUGCCUGCGUUUUUCUCGGUUGAAGCUAAAGAUCUUAUAUAUAGAAUUUUGAGGCCUAAUCCAGUAGAAAGAAUAAAAUUUCAUGAAAUAAGGUUUCAUCCUUGGUUAAGAGAAAAUAUUCCUUUUUAUAUCGAAAUUUUUAAUUUAAAUACUAGAAUGGAAAAUAAAAAAAUAAAUGAAGAAAUAUUCAAAAAACUAAUUGGCUUAAAAAAUAUAAAUUUCCAUAAUUUAACAGAAGAAAAAAUUAGAAAAGUUAUUAAAAAAAGAGAUGAUUAUUCAUUUGUUAUUGCAUAUGAUUUAUUAUAAGAUGAUUUUAAUAAAACUAAUAAUAAAAAUUAAGAAAGUGUAGAAAAUACUUUUAUUUUUAGACCUGUAUAAGAUGAUUGUGCUAUAGAAACAAAUAAUGCUUAUAUUGAUUAAAUAUUUAAUUAAGGAUAUAUGGAAAUGGAUUAAAUAUCGAAGAGUAAAAACAAAGAAAUAAAAACAAUGAUGAUUAAUAUAUUAAUAUUAUUGGGGAAAAUGGAAAUGGAUAAAAUGCCUAAUGAAAAAGACCACAUUGUUGAUGUUAUUUUAAAUAAAGGACAUCCUAUUAUCUUUUUAGAAUUAUUUAAUUAGUUUUUAACUUUAAUUAAUAAAAAUAUUUAAUUAAAUUGA